This is a messenger RNA of Spodoptera frugiperda (fall armyworm), 3299 nucleotides long. RefSeq lists its product as uncharacterized. NCBI's taxonomy places the organism in Eukaryota, Metazoa, Arthropoda, Insecta, Lepidoptera, Noctuidae. Bases 142 to 498 code for a protein of 118 amino acids. The record is from RefSeq and is a predicted model, not a curated record. The transcript has 2 exons.
AUUGCACUUGCGCACAAACUAUGUGCAUCAAUCAAUAAGAGGAUUUCAAACUGCGUUGUUCGAGCGUCAUUUUAGCCAUUUUGCUGCUGAUUCCGGGAAGUAUCUUCACUUUAGUGAAAAGUUAUUGAAUUCGCGGAAAAAAUGGAGACGACCCAGCAUCAGAUCAACAUCAGCCGAAGGAUCAGAACCCAGGAGUACGCGAUGAAGUACAACAAGGACGCUUUGCAGGACGAUGCCUUCAGCUACCGAAGUGACAUCAUCACCACGUCACUGUACUGCGCAUGUAAGGACUGCAUCAAAUUCUGUUGCUACAGGAAACCUAUCAAGUGCAUUGACCCCUACCUCAUGGACAUGAGGUACACCUUCUGGAUCUACCAGGGCCUGGUUAAAGCCAGUAAGACUACUACUGCUGCUGCCACGGCUACCAGUACUUCUGCUGGCACGGCUGCUGCUACUACUAGCAGUGAUGAGCCUAAACCAAAGCGCCGUAAGUGUUAAGCUGGGUUUAUUGAAGUUCACGGUUCAAUGUGGUUAUACUAGUCGCGGCAGCAAUGAGGUCUGGGGAAGGGGUUUGACAUUCGUUGAUUUAGCUCAAUAAGUACUGGGGUAACAAUUAUUACAUGUGCUAACCGAUUUUUGUGCCAAAUCUACAUUUAGAUACUUAUGACAUUGUGUAUUUACAGAUAUCUUAUAUAUCCCUAAAGUAAUGCUGCUGUACUGCGAUUAGUGAGAAAUUCUUAGCGAAUAACAACUUUAUGAUGCAAAUAAGCUACUAAGGCAUCAAACCUUACGAGAUUGUGCCAUUAUGAAAAUAUGCGAUAUACUACAUAUAAGUAUACCACAAUAAAAAAUGAUGUAGGUUUUUGAUAUUUUUACAAGAUAAUCUGGAAUACGAUUCUCAGAUUGCUUCAUGUAAGACAUAGUAUACCGCUAGGCCAUUUACAUGAAAUACAUAAGCACUACAAUAACUAAUGUAGAUUACAAUUUGAUGAUAGAUCUGUCAUCACUGCCUUAAGUCGUGACUUAAGCCGCACUGUUCCGUGUUAACAUUUUAAUCUUAUAGCAAGUUUUUACUCUUAGUGUGUUCCUUAAAAUAACACCAAUUUAGAAAUAAGUCAUUUAUACUCAUCUAGUUAAUAUUACCUAGAUACAAUCACGUUUUUUGAUUGCUAUAUACCUCCACACAGAGUUACUAAGUUUGUUUUUAUAUUAAUAAUGAAAUGUCCAAGUAAUUUUACAAUUUGUUUUUGUAUAAUUGUUAAGUUUUUCUUGUCAUUUAAUGGCCAUUGUUUUAGUUUUAAGAUUUGAAUUAUAACUUUAAGUUACGAUAACAGUAUGAGGUAUAUUAUUGAGUGGCAAUGUUAAGCUUAAGUACAUGUUUGAUACAUUUUAAUGCUAAACACACUUUCAUUUUCAAAUACAAUCAAGCGUUAUUCUUGUCCAAGGUGUAAGCAGACUUGACUUUCUUGAACACUAUUUGCUUAACAGAUCUGUCUACAGUUUAUUUUUGGUAUAAAAAAUCUCCCUACCUGUUUAUUGAUUGUGACCCUAGUUGCUAUCAAGGUCACAAAGGAGUGACCUUGGAUUGGGGUCCUACCGUACCCUAACGAAGGGUGCGUAUUGCGUAGUUGUAAUUACCGACGCGAAUAACGAAUAUUAUGCAAAAAAAAAACAAAAUGUCGGCAGAUAAGUUUUACGUUUUGGUAAAGGAUGAAGCGGAUUUUUAACAUAAAAUUAUGUUUUUAUGCUAUUAUAAGAAAAUAACCAAUAUUACUGUUAAUCAAUUCAUAACACAGUCUAAACGGGAUUGUUUUGAUAAUAAUAUGUAUUCCGAGUGCCGCAAAAGACUAUAAUUUGUUAAAGAUUUGGCACCUACUUAUAAUAACUCAACUGCAAUGUACUCCCGUAUUUCAAACAUCAUAUUAUACUGUGAACAUGACUUAUUCGUCAAUUCAAGUUCUGUGGACAAUGGCUUUUUAGCAGGAAUUUUGAUCUUUGGUAGGUACAUCUCUAAUAAGAUUUGUUAUAAAAAAAUCACAAUAAUGUACCUCAGUAAACUUAUUCUCACCACUGUCAAAAGAUAGGGUAAGAUAAAAUAAAUAAGUGUGACUAUAAGGGCACCAUGAACACCAUAGCGGCGCAACCAGUCGCUGCUACCAACUAAAUGUAUAUAUGUAGCUCUAUAGAGAGUUACACACCUGGUAUCUGUCUGCCUGGCGCGCAACCAAUCUGGCGGCGCGACCAGCGCGGACUGCAGCACAAUGUUAUUGGUCGCGCACCCACACUGGUCGCGCCACCACUAGUUAGUUACUCUAGUUCACUCAGCCGGUAGCCUGGCAGCCAGUGCUACCUCGUCAUGGUCUAUUUUGAUACUGUCGUAGUGUGGUGUGGUGUGCCUGUAUGAUGUCCAGUUUCGUGGCUUAUGGACACCACGGUGGCGCGGCUGGUUGCACCGCCAUGGUGUUUUGGUCAAAUUAUAGCCCUAAAUAUUAUGAACCUGCGAUGGGUGCUAACUUGUUUGUAAUGGUUUUCAAUCCAUGAAUGUUUGUAUGUUAGUGUGGUUACAUAAUUUGUUUUUGUGAUAUAUUAUGUUCCUUGUUAUGUAACUCAAUCUGGCAAUUGCCUUGAUUUAUUUAUUGUUAAGUAUUGUAUUAAGUGCAAUUUGUUUGAAAAACGCACACAAAUGACAUAAAACAUGUUACACCAAUAAUCUCUUAGUUGAAAUAAUUUAAUAGUCAUUUUAACUGGGUUUAGGCCGCAUAUUGAGUGUUAUGAAUUCUUAAUUUUUAAUAAUUUUGUUGAGUAAUCUAUUAAUGAGACAUUCUUUAAUUUAACUGUGAUUUACUGUUAUAUUUUUAUCUAUCAUAGGUAAUAAUGUAGGUAAGCUGUAGCUGUUUCAAUAUUCGAUUUAGACGUGGUACUUCUGGCGCGUUGAGUAUUUUACUCAGCGCUUAUAUUUUUGUAGCUGAAUUACAUAGGCACCAAUAUAUACCAAUAUUUUCUUUACUCCAGCAUUAACCCAUCGAAAGCCAAUGGCAAUAGGUAUAUUAUACACAAUAUACUUAUUACUUUAAUUCCUAUAUUAUAAAGUAGAAAAUAAAUAACUUAGUUUUUUAAUAUUUUAUCAUACCUAUAUUAUUCAGUAUUGUAGGUAAUUCGUUUUUAUAAACAUAUAAUCACUUUUAGACCCUUAUACAUUUAGGAACUGAUUAUUGUUCCUGUUUUUAUCUAAUAACAUAAUACAAUAUGCGAUAACUUAUGAUACUCUCUAGUUGUGAUAUUUUUACUCCAUUCAUGUA